This is a messenger RNA of Drosophila innubila, 694 nucleotides long. RefSeq lists its product as uncharacterized. The annotation marks the transcript as partial. The record is from RefSeq and is a predicted model, not a curated record. Gene Ontology annotation, cellular component: extracellular region. The transcript has a single exon. Lineage: Eukaryota; Metazoa; Arthropoda; Insecta; Diptera; Drosophilidae.
AUCGCUUUCUGUACUUUCACACGCUGAAUAGCUUCUUCGAGAUGGCCAUUCCACUUGACCUGGUCAACAACGCCAGCAUCUGGCAGUCAUCAUCGAGUGUGGACACGGUCAGUAAACACUUUCGAAUUCUGGGCACACGGGGUAUACAGUGCGAAUCGGAGGUAAUGGACAAUGGCGGCAAUCUCUACUGUAGUCUAAUCAGUCUGGGAGCAUUGGUCAGUUGGCAUGAGCGGACAAACUAUACGGCUAAUGACAUACGGGCCGUGGCUUACAAUCCACAACAGCUGAAAUUCGUCACUGGCCUCAAAAUCAAUCAGAACUCAAAGGGAGAAAACGAACUUUGGGCUCUGAGUAGCGAUCCAAAAUUGUUUGUUGGCGGCUCGCUAAAAGAUGAAGAGGUUAAGUUUCAAAUCAUUGGCUGUCGCACAGCGGAUCUAUUGGCCAAUACGCCCUGCACAGUGGGCGCCAUGGAUGCCACGCACGCAGUGAAAUAAUUCACUUUUAAUUAAAGUUUCUAGUUUAAGACUUAAAUAAGUGACGUUAAGUGCUCACUUUUAAAAUGUAACAGCUAUUGUUGAAACGCGCGCAAGCUGCCUGCUAUGACACUCACUGUCGAUUGAAACAGCUGUGCGUUCAAAACGAGUAAUCGAAUAUUAAAUAUAACUGACGACUGCUGGAUUUUAGUGAUUGAAAA